UAAAUACGAUGAGUUAUUCUAAUCUCGAAUUAUUGGUAAAAAUAUAUUCACCAAGAAGAGGAAAUCUGUAAAGGUUGAACAAUGCAAAGUGAAGAUUGACAAUGGCAUUUAAUUUUAAAACUAUUUCUGCAAAACAAGGAUCUUGGAACUGUUUUAACGGGAUUUCACUCAGUGAUGGGUAGUCCACUCGCCUCAGUGUAGAAUCGGAAGCAAAAUGCGCUUUUGCCUGAAGAAGGUCUUUCUGAUGAUAUCUGGGGCCACAGUCACUUUCCUUCUCCUGGCGUUGGUGGAUUACCAGCGGCGAGGAGGCAGCAGCGGGGUCAAGGUGAACGCCGGCCGGCUGUCGGCCGCUCCGAGCGUCCGGGGUGCCGGAGGGGACCCGCCGCCCGGAGCAGUCAAACCCGGGCUGACAUCUCAAGGGACGCACCCCUCAGAGCGAGCGGCUCGGCAGCGGAAAGUGGAACUGAAGGACAUCUUUAUCGCCAUCAAAACCACUCACAAAUUCCACAAAUCCAGACUGGAAGUGCUUCUGCAGACCUGGAUCUCAAGAGCUUGGAAACAGACGUAUAUCUUCACGGAUGGUGAUGAUGAGGAGCUGAAGACCAGGACAGGUCACCGGGUCAUCAAUACCAAUUGCUCUUCUGCCCACAGCCACCAAGCCUUGUCAUGCAAGAUGGCGGCGGAGUUCGAUGUGUUUGUGGCAUCACGCCUGAGGUGGUUCUGCCACGUCGACGACGAUAACUAUGUCAACGUCCGCGCUCUGCUCGAGCUCCUGUCCAGCUUCCCCCCGACGCAGGACGUCUACGUGGGAAAGCCCAGCCUGGACCGGCCAAUUGAGGCAUCUGAGAAGCUGCCCAACAAUAAAACGAAAUCGGUGCACUUUUGGUUUGCCACAGGAGGUGCUGGGUUCUGUAUCAGCCGUGGCUUGGCACUGAAGAUGAUGCCCUGGGCCAGCAACGGGCAUUUUAUGAACACGGCGGAGCGAAUCCGCCUCCCUGACGACUGCACCAUCGGUUACAUCAUUGAGGCUGUCCUGGGCGUCAGCCUGAUUCGAAGUCCACUCUUCCAUUCGCACCUGGAGAACUUGCAGCUGGUUCCCCGAGCACAGAUUCAAUCCCAGGUCACUUUAAGUUACGGAACCUUUGAGAACAAAAGAAAUAUCAUUGAGAUGAAGGGAUCAUUUUCUGUUGAUGAGGACCCAUCCAGGUUCAAGUCGAUUCACUGUCUACUGUACCCAGAAACACCUUGGUGUCCCUAGACCUGCGACAUGUCUCAGGGUUAAAGGUUACUGGAGGCUAGAGUCACAGUUGCCAGCUCUGCACUUUCUUUGCACUUUGGGUCACUGACGUUUGCGACCAAUGGUGUGAAAUAAAAGAAAGAGGAAGAAAGGAGAAAUAAACACUCAACCAGAACUAUGCUAGAAUGAAAAAUAGUCACACCAUGACUUCGCCAACUUGGCAUACAAAGGAGUGGACCUCAGCUACACACAGAGACAAUGAGAAAAUGCCAAUGAGAUCCUUGACUGGGAAAUAUUUUGAAAGAAGAUUUAUUUUUAAAGAAUGAUAGAUUUCUGUAUAUUUUUGCAUAACUGGAUAGAGCCCUGGCCUGCUUCAGUGCACGCACAAAAGGCAAUUCGGGAUAAUGAUCGUGUACAUCAGUGAGACCUGAUUUAGAUUGGGGGACUGCUUUGCUGAGCACUUUUGUUCCAUCUACAACAGACACGAUUUCCCUGUGGCUAACCUUUUUAAUUCCAGUCCCCAUUCCCAUUCCUGAAUGUCAGUCUAAGGCCUCCUCCACUGACACAGUGAGGCG
Messenger RNA from Hypanus sabinus (Atlantic stingray), 1812 nucleotides. Its product is annotated as beta-1,3-N-acetylglucosaminyltransferase lunatic fringe-like. The record is from RefSeq and is a predicted model, not a curated record. NCBI's taxonomy places the organism in Eukaryota, Metazoa, Chordata, Chondrichthyes, Myliobatiformes, Dasyatidae. The coding region runs from base 215 to 1258 and encodes 347 amino acids. Gene Ontology annotation, cellular component: Golgi membrane. The transcript is spliced from 8 exons. Gene Ontology annotation, molecular function: O-fucosylpeptide 3-beta-N-acetylglucosaminyltransferase activity. Gene Ontology annotation, biological process: pattern specification process; regulation of Notch signaling pathway.